Molecule: messenger RNA, 1743 nt
Organism: Emericellopsis cladophorae
Lineage: Eukaryota; Fungi; Ascomycota; Sordariomycetes; Hypocreales; Bionectriaceae
Product: CTP synthase ura7
Exons: 7
Coding region: 1-1743 (580 amino acids)
Biological process (GO): pyrimidine nucleobase biosynthetic process; CTP biosynthetic process
Cellular component (GO): cytoplasm; cytoophidium
Molecular function (GO): identical protein binding; CTP synthase activity
Source: RefSeq, a predicted model, not a curated record
AUGCGCGUUGUUCUUGUGAGCGGCGGUGUGAUUUCCGGCGUUGGCAAAGGGAUCAUUGCCAGCAGCGCCGGUCUCUUGCUCAAGACAAAGGGUCUGCGUGUCACGGCACUGAAGAUUGACCCUUAUCUGAACACCGAUGCCGGUCUUCUGAGCCCCCUUGAGCACGGCGAGUGCUUUGUGCUCGCUGACGGCGGUGAGACCGAUCUCGACUUGGGUAACUAUGAGCGUUACCUCGGCAUUCAGCUCAGCCACGAGAGCAACAUGACCACAGGCAAGGUCUACCAGCAUGUCAUUAACCGCGAGCGCAAGGGCGACUACCUAGGCAAGACCGUCCAGGUCGUGCCUCACAUCACAGAUGCCAUCCAGGAGUGGAUCGAGCGUGUCGCGCGGAUCCCCGUCGAUGAUUCGGGCGAGGAGCCCGACGUCUGCAUCGUCGAGCUUGGUGGCACGGUCGGUGACCUCGAGUCGGGGCCCUUUGUCGAGGCCCUGGUCCAGCUGCGCCAGCGCCUCGGACCCCAGAACUUCCUCAGCAUUGCCGUCUCGUACGUGCCCAUCAUCACGGGCGAAGAGAAGACCAAGCCGACGCAGCACGCCAUCCGGCAGAUGCGCAGCGCCGGCCUGAUCCCCGACGUCGUGGCCUGCCGCUGCGAGCGCUCGCUCGACGAUGAGACCAUUCGCAAAAUCGCCCGCAGCUGCCAGGUGCAGUACGAGCAAGUCAUUGGCGUGCGCAACAUGGAGACCAUCUACCAGGUGCCCCUGCUGCUCGAGGAGCAGGGCCUCUCCAAGCUGCUGGAGAAGGGCCUCGGCCUCGAGACCCUCGAAGCCAGCCUCUCCAAGGCCCGCACCGACAAGGGACGCGAGCUCUGGGACCUGUGGCGCAAGACGGUCGUCCCCGAGAAGCACCUGCCCCCCGUCAACAUUGUCCUCGUGGGCAAGUACACCGCGCUCGACGACGCCUACCUCUCCGUCCGCAAGUCGCUCGAGCACUCGGCCAUGCACUGCGGCCGCAAGCUGAACCUCGUCUCGGUCGACUCGGAGCAUCUCGAGCCGCACAUGCAGGAGAAGGAGCCCACCAAGUUCCACGAUGCGUGGAAAGCCAUCUGCGCCGCCGAGGGUGUCCUCGUGCCCGGUGGUUUCGGCUCGCGUGGCGUCGAGGGCAUGAUCCUAGUCACAAAGUGGGCGCGCGAGCGCAAGGUCCCCUUUCUGGGUAUUUGCCUCGGCAUGCAGGUGGCCGUCGUCGAGUACGCGCGUGAGAAGCUGGGGCUCGUGGGCGCCAACUCGGAGGAGAUCAACGCCAAUGCGCCCCACAAGGCUGUCAUUUUCAUGCCCGAGGGCUCCAAGGAGCAAAUGGGCGGCACGAUGCGCCUGGGCACCCGUACCUCUCACUUCCAGCCAGACACAGAAUGGAGCAAGUUGCGCGCCAUGUACGGCGGCAAGCAGGUUGUUGAAGAGCGUCACCGUCACCGUUAUGAGGUGAACCCCGAGAUCACGGGGCAGUUGGAAGAGGCUGGCCUCACUCUCACGUCUCUCGACGACCAGGGCGUGCGUGUCGAGUCGAUUGAGCUCAAGGACCACCCGUUCUUUGUUGGCGUCCAGGCCCACCCCGAGUUCACCAGCAAGGUGCUCGAUCCGUCACCUGCCUACCUCGGCUUUGUGGCAGCCAGCGCUGGCAUGCUGGACCAGGCGAUCGCGGCGGCGGCGACCAAGACGAAGCUUGUGACGAACGUGACGAAUGCCUUUUAG